Molecule: messenger RNA, 2436 nt
Organism: Mercenaria mercenaria
Lineage: Eukaryota; Metazoa; Mollusca; Bivalvia; Venerida; Veneridae
Product: solute carrier family 23 member 2-like
Exons: 13
Coding region: 236-2041 (601 amino acids)
Biological process (GO): transmembrane transport
Cellular component (GO): membrane
Molecular function (GO): transmembrane transporter activity
Source: RefSeq, a predicted model, not a curated record
GGGCGGAGUUACCUGUAUUAGACGAGGUUCAAAAAUAGCUUCAGCAUCGCCGCUUCUGUGACUCAAAGGUAAAAUUCUAUCGAUUUAAAAGGUUGAUCUGCAAACAGUAGUAAUAAAAACCUUCACCGUAGCAAUACUUUUGUUCUGGUCUACUUCAUGUAAAAGUGGUUUACCUGCAAAUAUAUUGAAUCGGAAUGUGAUAGUAGAUGUCUUCUGUGUACCUUUCCUUCAUAAAAUGGAACCGAAUGGAGAGAUAGAAAAUAUAAAUUUGGAAAAUGAAACUGACACAAUUAGCGAGAUUGAAACUUUUAUCAAAGUGGAAGAGGAAAAUAGAAGCAAAUAUUUGAUUUAUGGAGUAUUAAGCGAAACACCCCCGAUACAUAUAACUGUACUAUGUGCAUUGCAGCAAGCACUUCUGGCCCUUUCAGGGUCACUGGUCGUGUCCCUGCUCGUUGCAGAGGCUGUUUGCGCCGAGAAUGAUCAAAACGUUAAAGCAAAACUUCUAAGUUCUACUCUCUUUAUGAACGGCAUUACCACGGUGGCUAUGAACUUGUUUGGAAUUAGGUUACCUCUGUUUCAGGGAGCAUCAUCUGAAUACAUCGUCCCGCUGUUGCUAUUAGCGAACGAUGGUAGCUCAUUCUGUUCCAGCAUUAAGACUGAAAGAGCUAUUGAAAGGAACAUCACGACCAACAUGACAGAAGAGCAGCAUGAGGAACUGAUAAUGUCAAAUAUUCAAGCGUUGCAGGGAAGCCUGAUGGUUGCCGGUUUGAUACAUGCUUUCCUUGGCCUCACUGGCUUGAUUGGUGUAUUACUCAGAUAUAUAGGCCCACUCACCAUAGUCCCAACUCUGAUGUUAAUCUUUAUCUUCAUUGUUAAACCGGUCAUCAAUUUCGUUCAAGAAAGCUGGCCAAUAGCUCUGUCAACGGUAGCUGUAGGAGUAAUUCUGUCACUUUAUCUAGCCAAACACAAUAUGCCACUUCCGGUGUGGACACCUUCAGGAGGGUGCCGAAUAAUUCGCUAUCCACUUCAUCAGGUGUUUUCGAUACUAAUAUCCAUAAUAUUCAACUGGGGACUAUGUGCAAUACUUACGGCGGCAGGUGUGUUUCCAGACGAUCCAAAUGCUCUUGGAUACAAGGCUAGAACUGACGCGCGCAAUGACGUCAUACGGGAUAAUCCGUGGUUUAAUUUUCCGUACCCAGGACAAUUUGGUCCAAUCAGUUUCAGUGCAGCAGCUCUCAUAUCAUUCUUAAUUGCUACACUGAUAUCCGUCCUAGAUUCCAUUGGUGACUACUACGCUUGCGCAAGAGUAUGUCGCGUCCCAGCUCCUCCGAGCCACGCAGUGAAUAGAGGGAUAAUGAUCGAAGGUCUUUGUAGUUUCCUGUCAGGUACGGUCGGUUGCGGACAUGCAACAUCAACAAACGGGGGUUGUUUAGGAGCUAUAGGAGUUACAAGGGUUGCAAGCAGGCAGGUGUUUAUAGUUUGUGGUAUAUUCUACAUUCUGUUUGGCGUUUUUGGAAAGUUCUCGGCCAUCUUUGUAACAAUACCAUAUCCUGUCCUAGGUGGCGCUGUCAUUGUACUGUUUGGUAUAUUCUUUGGCGUUAUUAUAUCUAACUUAGAGGUGACUAAGAUGGGAUCAUCAAGGAAUAUCGCUGUAUUGGGCUUAUCAGUUUUUAUUGGCUUAACAGUACCAACAUGGGCACAAUCAAAAGAAAAGCCUAUAGAUACAGGAGACGAAGGUGUUGACAAUAUACUGACAAUGUUGUUGUCCAACCCCAACCUAAUUGGUACUCUGUUGGCAUUUUUUCUUGAUAACACUGUUCCAGGUACUGCUGAGGAAAGAGGGAUUGCGGCGUGGCAAGUGCCAAAGAACGAAGAGACUAUUAAAGUAGAUCCAGACAUGUAUGAUGAAGGCUACGAAGUCUAUGAACCUCUCAUGCCUGAGUCCAUGAUGCAGUGGAAGAUUAUGAAAUAUUUACCAUUUCUCCCAUAUAGACCAAAAAGUGCUGACCAGAAUGACACAGUUUUAUCGAAACAAAUGUAAACAAAAACCAUUCAAGAUCCGAUUCAUUUUCCAUUACAAAAGAAGACUGAAACUGUGUUACUAUGCAAUAAAAUCACCUUUAGUAUUUCACAAGAAUUACGUCAUAGCGACAAAGGUCAUAGCGGCACAAUGAAAAAGAAGACCACGCAUAACAGACAAAUAUUUGAUGGAUGCCGACAAUGAUGUAGAUAAUAGUCCUUGAUAUAGAGUUAAUAUUGAAAUAAGUGAUCUCAAAAAAUGAUUUGCUCUUGAAUGAAAUCAUUGUUUGACGUUCAGAUGCGUAUUAUUCUGUGCUUUGUUACAAAAAUGAAAAAAUGGUCUUUAUAUACCAUUCAGUCUGAACCAUGUAAUGUUGUAGUCUUGUAUCGUAGAAAACCAUAUAUUAUUAUAUAAUA